GCGGCGGCGGAGGACCUAUCGGCGACUCGGCAACCUGUAACAGAACUCUUGCUGAGGUAGCUAUGGCAGCCGAAAGGAGAGUGGUAACAGUGGGUGGGAAGGGCUAUUCACUGACGUCCUCUUCGCUAUUUGAAGUGGCUAAUGGCCUAGCUCGUUUUAACAUUGAAUCAUCAGCUCUUUCAAGGAUCUCAUCCUCUUCCAAUUCGAAAUCCGUUACGACCACCAAGUUUGCAUUAUCAGUUCCUAACUAUUUGAGCGCCGAAGAGGCUAGGGCUUCACUACUUCUGCUCCUAAAUAAGCUUCUGCUUUCUUUGUCUCCGGCAGCAUUUCAGUUGCAGCAUAUACUCAAGGAAACGUCCCUUAGUCCUAAUUAUACAAUUGACAAUGUGCCCAUUGAUGACGUGGCUCUCUUGGAUUAUUCAAUGGCUGCUAUUGAUGGCAUUUCUGCGAUUCUUGAUCACCGGUCUUCUGCCUUGUCGGCUGUUGCUGAUGCAGUGGCUGCCCUUUCCUGUGAGGCCCUGAGAGCUGACACGUCUUGUUUCAAUUUGAUUGACUCUGGUGAUGGUUCUUCUUCCAAGGAUGAUGUGGCUGUUGCAUCUGACUUGAAGGUGUUUCUCAAUGGGUCUAAAUUGGUUAACUCAAGCAAGAAUCCUGUGGAUCCUGCUGUGGCCAAGAUUACCAGCGCCCAUGGUAGUUUCAGGGAAAGUGUUCGAUGGCUCCAUUCCAGAUCUCGAGUUCAGUUAAAUUCAGGUUCCAGAGCUUGCCCUUCUGGCACUGCAGAUGCCAUGUCCCCUGUUCUGUUAUCAUUGGCUGGGGCUCUCUGGAAUUUGGGGGCUCUCAGUUUUCAACGAGCCAAGCUAGUUGGCAACUCAAUAUCUGGUGGUGAAUUGAGUUCUUGUAUGGUGAAAAUGCUGGAUGCCAACUGUCCACGUGUUGAUUCUCUGGAAAAGUUGUACAUGUCUGCGCAAGUUGCUCUUUCCAAGAAGGAUUAUGUAUUGUUUUUGCACGAAAUUUAUGGCUUAUCAGACUUGUUGAGAAAGAUUGUCUCUUGGGAGGCCACAGCUGCAUUCAUUUCACUUGAGGGAAGUGACCUGGUCAAGAAAAGCCAAGUCAACAAUGGGGCCGAGAGGGUGCCUUCAAGUGAAAAUAAUACAAAAACAGAUAAGAAAGGUGAAAAGAAAAGGAAAAUAGUUCUCGGAAAAGGAACUACUGCUCUCAUGCAAUUCAUUAAGAGCAGGUUGCUGAGUGAAGCAUCUGAACCAGACUCGGUUAAUGCUUCAGUGGUACUGGAGAAAUGCUCCCAAAAUUUCCUCUCAAUAUUGGAUCCCAGAGACCUGGGAUUUGACUGUCUUUUAAAGAAAGUGAAAGAGAUAAUAGAAAGCAAUGAAAGUCGAAGACUUCCAAAGCUCCCAAAGGUAUCAUAUUUUAGCAGCUUUUUUCACUUACCUUUUGGUUUUUACUGCUAAUGGGUUAGUAAAGAGGAACCAGCAGUGUCUAUAAAUACUCUGUCUGGCAGACUCAUCAAGUGCACCUGACAGAAGCUUGAAAUGCCCAAUAACAGAAUAAGAAAUCCUCAAUAUGGAGAAAGAAACAAAAUUCAAACUAUUCAUAUCCAUAAAACAGCUCAUUCAAUUUCAAAAAUGAUUUCCCUCGAAGAAUAAAAACCUUGCUGUAGAGUUUAAUGUAGGAUUUUACCAAACUUCAUGAAUAGGGAGUCUUAUUCUUGAAAUAUCCUAAAAUUUCUUGUUAAGGUAAAUACACCAAGUAAUGUUCAAGCUGAGAAGCACAAUGAUGCAUAAAGAUUUCCUAGAGCUCAAGAACUGAGUGAAUUGCAGGGAAUUAAGUAAUAAUUAAAAUGCAAAAUUUUGAGAACUUCUUUGUGGAAAUCCUGCACACCAAUUUUCCAUACGGUUCUUCUAACAAUAAGUCACACUAUGAACAUAGAAUGUAUAAGCAUAGGGACUAUCCUUGUCAGACCAAACUUUGUUUGGUGAUUUUGACCAAACUUAAGCUGUGACUUUGCUACUAGGCUCAAUAUUUUGGCAUUGCAUCUUCAUUCCC
Molecule: messenger RNA, 2061 nt
Organism: Olea europaea var. sylvestris
Lineage: Eukaryota; Viridiplantae; Streptophyta; Magnoliopsida; Lamiales; Oleaceae
Product: histidine--tRNA ligase, cytoplasmic-like
Exons: 2
Coding region: 63-1466 (467 amino acids)
Molecular function (GO): catalytic activity
Source: RefSeq, a predicted model, not a curated record